Tetrahymena thermophila SB210 is the source of this 1122-nucleotide messenger RNA. Its product is annotated as enoyl-CoA hydratase/isomerase. The transcript is spliced from 2 exons. The record is from RefSeq and is a predicted model, not a curated record. Gene Ontology annotation, molecular function: 3-hydroxyisobutyryl-CoA hydrolase activity. NCBI's taxonomy places the organism in Eukaryota, Ciliophora, Oligohymenophorea, Hymenostomatida, Tetrahymenidae. Gene Ontology annotation, biological process: L-valine catabolic process.
AUGAGUGGUAAAAAUAGUUAAUAAUAAGGAAAUGUCGAGGAAAAAGAUGGAGAUAAAGUCGUAAUAGAGUAACUUAAUGAAUGCUUAGUAGAAUUAGUACUUAAUAGAGUAGAAAAAAUGAAUGCACUAGAUUUACAUGUUUUAGAAAUAUUAGUAGGAGCAAUAAAAACUAUCAACUUCUAAGCUCUGGUUAUCAGUGGAAGAGGCGAUAGAGCCUUUAGUGCAGGAGGUGAUAUUAUAACAAUUUACUAAAAUCUCUAAAAGUAAAAUGGAAAAUAUUUAGAAGAUUACUUGAAAGCACGUUAUACUCUAGAAUAUGAAUUAGAAAAGCUUUCUUUAAUUGAAGAUAGAAAUUCAAUUAUCAUUUUUAAUGGUAUGUGCGUAGGAGGAGGAUAUUCUUUAGCACUAUAUUCAAAUUACAGAAUUUGUACAGAAACAACUUAAAUUAAUUUUCCAGAGAGUUAAAAUGGUACAGCAAUACCUUGCAUAAAGUUUUUAGCAUCAUUAGAAAAAUAAUAUAUCAUAAGAUAUAUGAUUUUAACAGGAUCUAGUUUAAAAGGAUAAGAGUUAGUUUAUGCUGGAUUAGCUGAUUAUAUAAUUCCUUCUAAUAAAAUAAAAAUGUUUAAAAGUUCUUUAAAAAACUUAACAAAUAUUUCUAAACUUAAUGAGCACAUUCUAAAAUACACAGCUAAAUUAAAAAAUGCUUCUUAAAUUGUACUUCAUGAAAACCUCAUUUAAAAAUAUUUUUCAGGAGACAAUUUACUUGAAAUUUUGAAAAAGCUAGAGCAAGGCCUAAAUGAAUGGGCGGAUGAAGAUAGAUUAUUUUGUAAAAGGUGUUUAACAAAAAUACAAAGAGCUUCUCCUCUUGCAAUAAGAGUUAAUUUUGAAAUGAUUUUAAAAGCAGCAGAACUUUCAGAACAACAAGCAUAUAAUUUAAAUCAUAGAGUUUAAUAUAGAUUAUUUAAUCACAAGGAUUUUUAAGAAGCAGUUUAUGUUAAAUUUGAAUAAAAUAAAAGGAAUAUACCUAUUAAGUGGUAACAUAAAAACGUUUUAGAAGUUACUUAGCAACAAGUAGAUACAAUUUUAUCACCCCUAAAUGUACCCUAACUUCUUCUUAAAUGA